Trematomus bernacchii (emerald rockcod) is the source of this 1649-nucleotide messenger RNA. It is a transcript of the gene rhbdd3, whose product is annotated as rhomboid domain containing 3. The record is from RefSeq and is a predicted model, not a curated record. The transcript has 5 exons. Bases 352 to 1434 code for a protein of 360 amino acids. Gene Ontology annotation, molecular function: protein binding; serine-type endopeptidase activity. Lineage: Eukaryota; Metazoa; Chordata; Actinopteri; Perciformes; Nototheniidae. Gene Ontology annotation, cellular component: membrane.
ACGUGAGCUAGUGAGGAAAUGGAAAUACGUUGAGCUCUAUAAAUACUUAUAUUUUCUUAUUUAAAUACAUUUAUUACUAAUUUAUUAUUGAGGACAUGGUUAUUUUAUAAUAGCAGUUACACUCGUAGACUCUUUGUACGAAUACAGUGAGUGGCAGAGAUGGUUUGACAAGAUAAACAAGGGACUGAAUGUAGUCUCAUGCUACCACUUUCGUGAUACAUAAAUGGGCUUUUAUGUCUGAAGCUUACCCUUGUCACUUUUUAGCUGUUCUUGUUAUGAGCACAGACAGUGUCAGAUUAUCAGAAUGAUGCCACAUAAGGACAAGUAAGUGGACAAACUACAGCUGAAGGAAUGCCUCGUCGUUUGUUGUCAGUAUGGUUUUGGUUUGGGUCAGAUCGUGGAGGAUUCUGUCUGGGAACUUGUCUCCUGACAGCUCUCCUGCUGCUGAUGUAUGCCGGGGGGAUCCAGGCCAGCCUCAGCCUGGGUCCAGGUGGAGAGUUCCCAAGAGUCAGAGAUGUGUUCCUGUAUGCUCUCAGUCACGAUGACCUGCCCUCUCUGCUGGUCAGCGUUGCCUUCCUGCUGGUGGUGGGACCGUGUCAGGAGCGCCGCUGGGGAACCUUCGCCUUCCUGUCCCUCUCCACCCUCACAUCCAUCAUAUCACCUCUUCUCUAUACUCUGGUCCUCUGUGUCGGGGGGAGUGAGGCAAGUCGAAUCUGCGGUCACUCUGCCAUCCAGCUGGCCCUGUUCACAGCGCAGUGUCGUCAGGUGGCUCAGAGGAGGCUGCUCAGGAUCCUGCCAGUCUGGCUGCUCCCCUGGCUUCUUCUACUGAUGGGUGUCCUGCUGCUGCCCGGGACCCCCGCCCUGCUGCACUUCUGCACAAUAUUAAUCGGACACAACUAUCACCAGUCCUUCAUCGGGAUGCUACAGGAGCUGGAGGAGGCCAGACUCUUGGAUUUAAUUCCUGAUUGGGCGUAUAUCCGUGCUUCAUCCCGGUUGAGAUUGCCCACCUACACUACCUCACAGAGCUCUAGAUCACAUUCUCACAUGAUGCCUGCAGAUCAGGCGGCUGCUCCCCCUGUGAGGGAUCCAUCUGGUUUUAACCCCCACCCAUGGAUGGAUCCAGUGCCGGCCUGGAUACUGAACGAGUCUGCUGCGCUGUCCGAGGCCGACGUGCUGGAGGAUCAGAUGCUAAGGGCAGGAAUACUGGCCUCAUUACAGGAUGCUCCCGACAACCCUGAUGCUAAAGUGGAAGUGCCCAAAUCCUCAGUUUCCUCUCUGCGACUCCAGCAGCUGGAGAAGAUGGGCUUCCCCACAGAGAAAGCUGUAGUGGCGUUAGCAGCCUCCAAACAGCUGGAUGGCGCCAUUUCCCUGCUCAUUGAUGACAGCGUCGGAGAACAGGCCGUGAUGGUAUCAAAAGGGAAGCAGAGCACUUAAUCAUGUUGCUCUUGUACACUAAACUAGACGAACAGUAUGCUUGGGUUUUGCUGAGCUUUAACCUUUUUUUCCCUGUGGGGUACUUGUAUUACUGACUUAAGGAUAACAUUGGGGAGGAGUUUUUUUUUUUCCACAACUGAAUCCAAUCAUGUGAAGAUGCAAACAGCUGCUUUGAAGACGAUUUCUGAAUGCAAAUUAAAUGUACGUUGAUUGAG